AUGCACGGCGCGCCGCGGUGGGGGGGCGGGGCCGCGGAGGCUGCUGGGGUCGCGGUGGAGGCCGCGACGCGGGGCAUGGAGGAGCUAGCGGUGAUGGCGGGGCAGGGGGACGCGGAUGAGCACAAGCAGCGGCGGUCGGGGGUCACGACGCCGCUGUGCCCGUCGCCACCGGCCACCGAUGGGGACGCGAGCGGGAGCGAGCGCGACCGCGGCGCUGCGGUGCCGGGCUCGCACCCACGGACGAUCAAGUACGUCGAGGCAGACAACGAGCCUCUGCUCCAGGAGAACGAGGACCGUUUCUGCAUGUUCCCGAUCAGCUACCCGGACGUGUGGGAGAUGUACAAGCGCGCGGUCGCGUCGUUCUGGACGGUCGAGGAGGUCGACCUGAGCCAGGACAUGCGGGACUGGGAGCUCAAGCUCAACGAGGACGAACGCGACUUCGUGUCGCAGAUCUUGGCCUUCUUCGCGGCCUCGGACGGCAUCGUCCUCGAGAACCUCGCCGUGCGCUUCAUGUCGGACGUCCAGGUCCCCGAGGUCCGCGCCUUUUACGGCUUUCAGAUUGCCAUCGAGAACGUCCACUCCGAGAUGUACUCGCUGCUCCUCGACACGUACAUCAAGGACCCCGCGCGCCGCACGCACCUCCUCCGCGCCGUCCACACCAUCCCCGCCGUCGGGCGCAAGGCCAACUGGGCCGUGCGGUGGAUUCACUGCUCGCACUCCUUCGCCGAGCGUCUCGUGGCGUUCGCGUGCGUCGAAGGCAUCUUCUUCUCCGGGUCGUUCUGCGCGAUCUUCUGGCUCAAGAAGCGCCUCCUCAUGCCGGGCCUCACCUUCUCGAACGAGCUCAUCUCGCGCGACGAGGGCCUCCACACCGACUUCGCAUGCCUCCUCUACUCGCACCUCAGGGCGCCGCUCCCGCAGGCCACCGUCACGCGGAUCGUGCGCGAGGCCGUCGAGCUCGAGCGCGAGUUCUGCUGCGAGGCGCUCCCCGUGUCGCUCGUCGGGAUGAACGCCGACCUCAUGGGCCAGUACAUCCAGUUCGUUGCCGACCGACUCCUGGUCGCGCUCGGGUACGAGAAGACGUUCGGCGUGGCGAACCCGUUCGACUGGAUGGAGAUGAUCUCGCUCCAGGGCAAGGCGAACUUCUUCGAGCGGCGCGUGGGGGAGUACCAGCGCGCGGGAGUCAUGGCGGCGCUGAUUCGCCGGCAGCAGGGGGGCGCGGACGGCGGGGACGCCAGCGCGGAGCACUCGUCGCACCAGUACGUGUUCACGACGGACGCCGACUUUUGA
Pedinophyceae sp. YPF-701 is the source of this 1287-nucleotide messenger RNA. The record is from the annotation of a GenBank genome assembly. NCBI's taxonomy places the organism in Eukaryota, Viridiplantae, Chlorophyta, Pedinophyceae.